UGGCAGGGAACGGGGUAGGAUGACAAAAUUCUCGGUGGAGGAUUACGAUUACGACGAAGGACCUAGCAAUCGAGUCUCAAAGAGGCGAAAGAUGUCUUUUCGGCACACCUCCAGCGUUGAAGCUUAUAUAGUGGAAAGAUCAGAACCAGAAGUAGUCUUCCCUGAAGAGGAACAAGAAGAAGAGGAGGAGGGGGAGGAGGAGGAGGAGGAGGAAGAGGAAGGGGAGGACGAGGGGGAGGACGAGGAGGAAGAAGAAGAAGAAGAAGAGGAAGAGGAAGUGUAUGAGGAAGAAGAGCAAAUUGAAGGUUCAAGGGAACAAAUAUCGAAGAUGGAUGGUAGUUCCUCGGGGCCAGCGAGAGAUGGAUCCAUUUCCGUUACCCUAACUGACCCAGAAGUCCUUGAUUGCCCCAUUUGCUGUGAACCUUUGACCGUUCCUGUCUUUCAGUGUGAGAAUGGGCAUAUUGCUUGCUCUACAUGCUGCAACAAAAUUUUGAACAGAUGUCCAUCCUGCUGUACCCCCAUUGGCUACAAUCGUUGCAGGGCCAUUGAGAAGGUCCUGGAAUCAAUCAAAGUAUCAUGCCAAAACAGAAUUUAUGGGUGCCAAGAAUUAUCCAUUUACAGCGUAAAGCAUAAUCAUGAGAAGGUCUGCAUCCAUGCUCCGUGUUCAUGCCCUCUGUCUGGCUGCAGCUUUGUUGGUUCAUGGAAGAUGUUAUCAAAACACAUAACCUGCAACCACAAUUUUUCUGCAACACGUUUCAAGUAUAGUCGGCCUAUAAGAUUUAGGUUAGAUGCCAACGAAAGAUUCAAGAUCUUUCAAGAAGAGUUUGAUGGUUCUCUGUUUAUUCUCAACAAUAGAAGGGAAGAUCUAGGAAAUUUAGUGACUGUGAGCCGAAUUGGACCGCCAACAAGGGGAAGUUACUACUAUGAACUUUCAGCAAAAGCCCUGAAAACUUCACUCAUAUUGCGGUCCUUCACAAACAGCAUCCAGAAAUGGGUUGAUGAUGGUCUGCCUUCAGUCAGUUUUCUGCUUAUUCCAAGUCAACUCUUCAACCCUCCUGAGGGGCUCAAGAUGGAGCUGUCCAUCAACAAACCUAGUGAGAGUUGAUUGCUGCAGAUCUUAUCUCAGGUCUGUUUUUAACUACUUGAAUAAUGAAUAAGGAACUCUUGAUUAUUGCCGAGAAGAUUAAGUACUGUUGAUUAUGUUUUAAGACUUUAAUAUUGUAAAUAUGUUCUGCAUUAUUCAUUUCCCCAACCCGUCUCAUGCAUUUCUUUCCUUGUGUUCAUGUGAAGAUUCAGUGAUUCACACAACACAUGCUGGCAUUAAAAUCAUCUUAUAACCAUUGAUGGAGGGGCCUCACCAAUGUAAAUAUGUAAGGCACGCUCCUCAUUACUGGUUAUAAGCGUGGAUUGUAAAAUUGUAAACUUUUUAAAUAAAUGAUUUUUUAAUAU
Rubroshorea leprosula is the source of this 1449-nucleotide messenger RNA. The record is from the annotation of a GenBank genome assembly. Lineage: Eukaryota; Viridiplantae; Streptophyta; Magnoliopsida; Malvales; Dipterocarpaceae.